Molecule: messenger RNA, 2920 nt
Organism: Podarcis muralis (Common wall lizard)
Lineage: Eukaryota; Metazoa; Chordata; Lepidosauria; Squamata; Lacertidae
Gene: ENPP3
Product: ectonucleotide pyrophosphatase/phosphodiesterase 3
Biological process (GO): nucleoside triphosphate catabolic process
Molecular function (GO): nucleoside triphosphate diphosphatase activity; metal ion binding; nucleic acid binding
Source: RefSeq, a predicted model, not a curated record
CACACGCUUGGGGUGCAGCAGAGCUAUAAGGGCAAGAGGCCAAAAGGGAGAAAACAAAGUUGCACAGAUAACCGUCUGGAAAGCUGAGAAAUGAGCUCUGCUCAUGAAACAAGAAUAAGGGGGGACAGCAAGAUGGAGCUGAUGAGCUCAGAAACAGAGGACGUUGUUAAGAGAAGCACUCUUAGGAAAUACCAGAUACUUUGUGCGGUUCUUCUAGUUUCUUUGGUGGCUGUAUCCCUUGGACUAGGCUUGGGACUUGGACUAAGGAAAACACGAGAAGAAGAAACAUCCUGGUUGAAAGAAAGUUGUACCUCUUCUAACACAGCUCAGUGUCCAGAAGGGUUUGAUCUGCCACCGCUUAUUCUUUUUUCAAUGGAUGGCUUCAGGGCAGAAUACUUGGAAACUUGGGGCUAUUUACUGCCAAAUAUUGGAAAGCUCAAAACAUGUGGGACCCAUUCAAAGUACAUGAGAGCUGUUUAUCCAACCAAAACCUUUGUAAACCACUAUACUAUUGUCACUGGUUUGUACCCAGAAUCCCAUGGCAUCAUUGACAACAAUAUGUACGAUGUAAAAUUAAACCAGAACUUUUCGCUUUCUUCAGAUACCAAGAAUAAUCCUGCAUGGUGGGGUGGUCAGCCUAUUUGGCAUACAGCAAUGUUUCAAGGGUUGAAAGCUGGCACCUACUAUUGGCCUGGAUCCGAAGCUAAAAUCAAUGGAACAUACCCUAAUAUCUUUAAGGUGUACAACAAGUCAGUUACAUUUGAACAAAGAGUUACAGAGCUGCUGAAGUGGUUUGAACUCCCAAAAUCUGAAAGGCCUGAUUUCUAUACAUUGUACAUUGAGGAACCGGACUCAGCAGGACAUAAAUAUGGACCAGCUCAUGGUGAAACAGUUAAAGCCUUACAAAAGGCAGAUGAGACCCUGGGAAUGUUAAUGGAAGGUCUAAGACAAAGAAAAUUGGACAAUUGUGUCAAUAUCAUACUUGUGGCUGAUCAUGGCAUGGAUCAGACACUCUGUGAGCAGAUGGAAUUCAUGACAGAUUAUUUUGAGGACGUUAAUUUUUAUAUGUACGAAGGACCGGCACCUCGUAUUCGAUCAAGGAAUAUUCCAAACGACUUCUUUUCAUUUGAUUCAGCAGGCAUUGUUAAAAAUCUUACGUGCCGAAAGCCCACACAGCACCUCAAAGCCUACUUGACUCCAAAUUUGCCAAAGCGAUUGCACUACGUUAACAAUAUCCGUAUUGACAAAGUUCACCUUAUGAUGCAGCGGCAGUGGUUGGGUGUGAGAUCUAAAAGCUAUACACGUUGUGGUGGUGGUAACCAUGGCUUUGACAAUGAGUUCAAAAGUAUGCAGGCCAUCUUUGUGGCACAUGGACCAGGAUUUAAAGAAAAAACUGAGGUGAAGCCUUUUGAAAACAUUGAGGUUUACAAUUUAAUGUGUGAUCUGCUUAAGAUUACGCCAGCAGCAAACAAUGGUACACAUGGUACCUUGAAUCACCUACUGAAGGUUCCUUUUUACACUCCAUCACCUGCGAAAGAAGAGUCAGCUCCUUCUCUAUGCCCCAUGAAUUCCCCCGCAUCACCAGAUGUUUCUGGAUGUGUCUGCAGCUUGAUAACAGAUGUUAAUGCAAUAAAUGAAAGAUUGAAGCUCACUGAUGAAGCAAAGAAAACGUCCGAAGCUUCUAAUUUGCCUUAUGGUAGACCCAAGGUCUUACAGAAAGAGAAUACCUAUUGCCUCCUUCACCAGAAUAAAUAUGUGAGUGGAUACAGCCAAAACAUCUGGAUGCCACUAUGGAGUUCUUAUACUGUCAACAAACCAGCGGGAGAUGCAUCUUCUCUUCCUCCCCCUGCUCCAGACUGUCUGCGGCCUGAUGUUAGAAUCCCUGAAGCUCAGAGCCAAAACUGCUCCAACUACCAGCCAGACCUGAACAUCACCCACGGUUUCCUCUACCCUCCCAACUUCAAUUCAACUGCAGAUGAACAAUAUGAUGCUUUACUUACCAGCAACAUUGUUCCCAUGUACAAAGAAUUCAAAAGAUUAUGGGAUUACUUGCAUAAUACGCUACUUCCAAAAUAUGCUACAGAGAGAAAUGGGAUAAAUGUGAUCAGUGGGCCUAUUUUUGAUUAUAAUAGUGAUGGACACUUUGAUUCCCUUGACAUUAUUACACAGCAUGUAGGCAAUUCACAGAUCCCCAUCCCAACCCAUUACUUUGUUGUACUGACUAGCUGUGAGAACCAAACCAACACCCCACUGAGUUGCUCAGGCUCACUGAGUGUCCUGCCCUUCAUCCUUCCUCAUCGGCCCGACAACUCUGAGAGCUGUGGUGAUGGGCAGCCGGAAUCACUGUGGGUUGAAGAAAGAAUUCAGACUCAUACAGCUCGUGUCCGUGAUGUGGAGCUUCUGACGGGUCUGGAUUUCUACCCAGAGAGAAAUCAACCUCUGCCCGAAAUCCUACAACUGAAGACAUUUUUGCCAAUAUUUACAACUCUUUUUUAAUGAGUGUGUGUAAUUUAUUAGGUCUUAUUAAAAUGGUUCCUUCCUUGCCAGUUGGAAAACCCGGAACACAAACCAAUGCAUGUUUACUUGGAAGCAGGGAUGCGAGGAUAUGACAAUUUUAUUUCUUAUUUUUUUCCAAUCCAGUCCACAUUUUGCAACAAUUUGCUAUUUUUCUUUUUAAAAAAGCCUCAUGAAAAUUCACCACAUUUUAGUUCAAACAUUUUUAUAAACAGUUUUAACUCAUGUACACAUUUUGCAAGCAAUUUCCCCUAAUAGAAUGCAUUUUUGUAAACAUUGUUUGGUCGGAGAACUACAAUGGAAAAUUCAGAUAAGGGUGAAUUGGAACGGAUAAGCUGUAUUUCGAUAUUGUUUGACAGAUUGGGCUUUAAAUAAACAAACAAACAAACAUGCAAUGUAUACUGGA